AUGGGCAAAGGUCGGAGAUUAACAAUUAGUAGGAGCGAGCGGUUUCUCGGAGAUCAUCACCAGUUCGGUGAUCGCCACGUGGAUGGAGAAACCGCCGUCGAGUUGGAGCUCAUGGAAGAGGAUGUCUGGUCGGUGCUCGACACUGGCGAACCAACAGACGAAAGCGCGUGGACCGCACGCUCUCUCGAGUCAAAUGGUAGUGAACGGAGACGGAACGGUGGCCAAACCGUUACCGGCGAUGGACGGACGAAGAGACACGUGGCGACUUCUGCGCCAAUGAAUGUGCCUGAUUGGAGCAAGAUCCUGAAAGUGGAGUCUGUCGAAUCAAUGCAUAAUAAUGACGUGGCGGAUGGUGAUUGGGAGAGUGAGAUGGUGCCGCCUCAUGAGUACGUGGCGCGUAGCCGUAAAGGUGAAGGUGGUUCCUCGGUGUUUUUGGGCGUGGGGAGGACGUUGAAGGGACGAGACAUGAGACGGGUCAGGGACGCCGUGUGGAGCCAAACCGGGUUCUAUGGUUAA
Messenger RNA from Thlaspi arvense, 516 nucleotides. The record is from the annotation of a GenBank genome assembly. Lineage: Eukaryota; Viridiplantae; Streptophyta; Magnoliopsida; Brassicales; Brassicaceae.